Messenger RNA from Pristis pectinata (smalltooth sawfish), 822 nucleotides. RefSeq lists its product as uncharacterized. The transcript has a single exon. The record is from RefSeq and is a predicted model, not a curated record. Gene Ontology annotation, molecular function: nucleic acid binding. The coding region runs from base 1 to 822 and encodes 273 amino acids. Lineage: Eukaryota; Metazoa; Chordata; Chondrichthyes; Rhinopristiformes; Pristidae.
AUGAGAAUUUUAACUAAGUUACUCCUAAAGUCUAAGAUCUACUCAAAUGAAAUCAGUAGUCCAGGGAGACACCAAUGCUUGCAAUACUUGAAGACACUGAGGAAUUUUCAGAAUGAUGGACUUUACACGGUUUACUUGGGUGAAACACUUAUAUCUGAAAACCUGAUAACAGGUGAUGUCUCCGACAGCAUAGCCAAAGCCAAAUCAUCUCUUGAUGGAUUGACAUUAAUCCAUGCUGGGGGAGUAAGAGGCUGGGUUCCAUGGCAAUACAGGGCCUUCUUCCAGUCACAAGAACUAUGGACAUGUCCAAAGGCUACAGGUGGUAGUGAUCAAACCUUUGAAGAAUUAUGUCAGGUGCUCAGGAAGUCCUAUGGAAAAUGCACAGUGGUGAUAAGAUCCAAAUACUGCGUCCCUGCACCAGGAUUGCAGCUUCAAAAUUCUUCUGAUGACCCAUCAGCGAGUCCUCCAUGGAAACCAGAGGUCAUCCAGAAUACCCCAUCACAAUCUCCACUGGCCAUCCAAAUAACUAAGAUUUCUUGUCCUAAGAUUGCAAAACACUAUGGCCAUGAGCUCUUGUAUCUUCCUCCCAGUUAUCCUCAUCUUAGUCCUUUAGAGUCAGCGUGGUCUUCACUUAAAUGGUCUAUAAUCAACAACAGGAAAGAUUUUACUGUCACAGCUUUGCCGAAAAUAAAUGACUACAAGUGUAUCCACUUAAAGUCUUUGAUUGAAAAUGCCAUUGAGGGGGUAACACCAUGCAAGUGGAAAGUAUCUUUUAACAGAGUGAAGAAGUGGGAGAAUCAAUAUCUUUACAAUCAGGCGUAG